Triticum dicoccoides is the source of this 810-nucleotide messenger RNA. RefSeq lists its product as uncharacterized. The record is from RefSeq and is a predicted model, not a curated record. The transcript has 2 exons. The coding region runs from base 214 to 810 and encodes 198 amino acids. NCBI's taxonomy places the organism in Eukaryota, Viridiplantae, Streptophyta, Magnoliopsida, Poales, Poaceae.
GAUGAGAGAAAGGGAUUGGUCCCCAUUCCCCGAUUCUUCUCCCUCUCCCUUGUCGCCGCCGCCGCCACCGGCGACCUCCCUGCAGCCGCCGCCAUCAGCCAUGCCCUCCCCAACGGCUGACUCUCCCACCCUUUUUCUCCUCACCAUCAACGACCUCUCCUCCCCCUCGCACCAGAUCGAGCAACAUGUCGGGCAGGGCAGAGCAGAGCGGGGAUGGGAGGAGACGGGCAGACGGCGGCAGCGGCGUCCUCCUCGCCCAUCGGCGCGCAACACCUGUCAGAGCCCCGUCGGCUCCGUCGAUCUGCCAGACCUAGGUCGCCGGUGUGGCUGCUGUCUCAAGCGAGAAGAGGAGUGGUCGCGUUAAGACACGGGGAGGGGGAGCAGCCAACCGUGCUCAAGGCCGUCCGUGGCGGCUGCAAAUCGAGGCGGCGGCUACAAAUUGAAGGUCAGUGCGCGGCGGCCCUCUCUCCUUCUCAUCCCCUCUCGCUCGAGAGAAAGUUGCGGACAUAUUGGCGGUGUCCUGUCCGCGGGGUCGUCCUCAGCCAGAGAAGGGGAGAGGAGGGAGAGGGAGAUGGUGAGUCCACGGAGAAGCGCCACCGGGAGCAGAUCCGGCCAUCGGCGGCAAGAAAGGCCACGCCCCCCUCUACCUCCGUACCGUCACCCAGGUUCAGGCAUAGCAUACUGAUGCAAUUGAGGUGCAUCCGCUGGUGCCGAACAAACAACAUAAAAGCCAUCUUCAGCACCAAACCAUCUAUGCAUCGAUUGGUUAAUUAUCAAGUGGUCUUUGUCUAUCAGUUUAUUUGUUGUUAG